AUGGAUUCUGAUGAUUCUGACUACAUCCCUGACUGUGAAGCCCCUGAUGAAGCCCAUGAUGAAGCCCCUGAUGAUGAUGGCCCGAAGAAGAAGGAGGACGAAACAAUGUGGGACUACGUGCCCCUCUGUGAAGACAUCAAUAAGAAGUGUGACGACGAAAUCAUCCGUGGCAUGAUUGACUGUCGUCUUGGAAACAGUAACAACAAGAAGAACACAAAGCUGCAACUUUUGUCCAUGAUGAAGGACACCAGGGGCCCAAAACUUUUUGAGGAUGCCAUACAGGAUGAUCGGACUGCGGCCUAUCGGACUGCGACUGGGUUGCUCAAGGUCUCUGCAUUGUCGUUGGAAGAACUCCAGCAACAAGGCAAGGAAAAGAUAGGCAAGGACAAACACGGCGAGGACAAAUUCAAAGACAAACCCGGAGAUCAAAGACACUACAUGACACAUGAUGUGUUUGCUGCUAUGAUGCACAUCAAGCUGCGGGGAUCCCACAACCUCACACACCUGGCUCCUUUUGCGGAUAAGGUGAGCACUAAAGACGGGAAAACUCCAGCAGCUUUCAUCAAACAAUGUAAAAAACUCUACGUGGUCGAACAACACCUCAAACAACUCAACAAGAAACCAGCUGCUUCCAACAAGAAGCAUGCAGCUGUCCAGAAGAAGCCUGUAGCAUCUGCUGGCGGGACCCGGUCCAAGGAGGUUGCUGUGCUCUACGAGGUUGCUGUGCUCUACGAAAUUGGAGAUGAGAUUAUUCAUGGAAUCAAAAAUAGCCGUGAGUUUGAGUUCAAGAUAUUUCGGGAACACAAAACGAUUCCGAAGAAGGAACUCCUUGGAUCAAUCUGA
Molecule: messenger RNA, 843 nt
Organism: Seminavis robusta
Lineage: Eukaryota; Bacillariophyta; Bacillariophyceae; Naviculales; Naviculaceae
Source: the annotation of a GenBank genome assembly